Molecule: messenger RNA, 1368 nt
Organism: Saccostrea echinata
Lineage: Eukaryota; Metazoa; Mollusca; Bivalvia; Ostreida; Ostreidae
Product: probable G-protein coupled receptor No18
Exons: 1
Coding region: 80-1264 (394 amino acids)
Biological process (GO): neuropeptide signaling pathway
Cellular component (GO): membrane
Molecular function (GO): neuropeptide receptor activity
Source: RefSeq, a predicted model, not a curated record
ACGAUGCAUGACAAUGGAUAACUAAAUAGAAUAAAUUACUUUGAACCAGGAAGCUCUCAUUAUAAACAAAAAACGAGAAAUGGAUAACAACACAUUUUUAUCAGAGAAACUAGAAAAGUGGAAUAGUGAUCUGGCCAGAGGUUUAACCCCGAAUAAUGUGAUCCUGUCUCUGUACAUUAUUACAGGACUGGUGGGAAAUUCUAUUGUAAUCCUAGUUUAUGGAUUUAAAAUGAAAGGAAACAAAGAAGAAAGGUAUUUUAUUCCAUUUCUUGCCUUCGCCGAUUUGUGGGCUUCUUUUGUGUGCGCUUCAUUUGGAAUUGCUCUUAACAUGAUGCAAGCACAGUUUAAUAACACAGAUUUGUGCAAAGCUUGGUGGUUCUUUGCAGCUUUUACAACUUUUUGUUCUAUUUUUAUUCUCACGAUAAUAGCUGUACAUAGAUAUCGCAAGGUUUGCAAGCCUCUUGGCAAACAAAUGACAUUAAAAUGGAAAAGAGUUGCCAUGUGUAUAGCCUUGGCAUUAGCGUUUAUUCUAUCUGUGCCCAUGACUCAUUUCUAUGGUUCAGUAUCAUUUCCAAAUAAUGAAGAAGGGAUUGUAGGGUUAAGAUGCAGCAGGCUGAAGACAACAAACAAAACGGGGUCCUUGAUUUUUGGAGGCGUCAUAGUCAUUACAGCAGUAACAAUCAUUGUUACGCUUAUCUGUCUUUAUUCAAAAAUAGGAUAUACCAUUCUUGUGCAUUUCAAAUAUACAAAGAAAAAAGAAAGUUCGGCGACAGAAAAAAACAGCAAGUCUAAACAUUCCCAAGUUGGAGUCUCAAGUAGUGAUGACCCCCUGAGUGAGACAGAAAACAGGACGGAAGACACCGAACUAUCCGGUGCUCAGUCUGCUCCAACCUCUUUUACAGCAGCUAGAAUAACGACCCUUACAAUCAAUUCAGCCGUUGUUAGAAAAACAAAUCCUCACAAGUCAAGUGCAAAGAAAAGGAAGGAGAAAGACAACCGUAGAGUUGUCUACAAAUUUACUCUAAUGUUUAUGCUAAUUACAGUCAUUUUCCUCAUCUGCUACAUUCCAAAAGUCAUUAUUAUGUUGCUAGAAGCCAGGAAUCCCAAAUUUUGGGAGGAAUUCUCAGAUUCUGCUAGAGCUGGAGUCUUGUUUGUGUACAGAAUGUAUAUAAUAAACAAUAUUACUAAUCCAUUUAUAUAUGCUUUCCUAGACAAUAUGUUUGCAAAAGAGAUUAAGAAUUUCUUUAAAUCCUGCAGAUGCUAGAGUAACAUUAUGCAAACCUUGACAUUGUUGUUUUUAUUUCAAAUUGUUUUCUUAAUUAAGUCUCUUUCUUAUGUUUAGUUUAUAUAUACUGUAGAAGGACAAUA